Centruroides sculpturatus (bark scorpion) is the source of this 1571-nucleotide messenger RNA. Its product is annotated as serine/threonine-protein phosphatase 6 regulatory ankyrin repeat subunit C-like. The transcript has 6 exons. Gene Ontology annotation, molecular function: protein binding. Bases 528 to 1442 code for a protein of 304 amino acids. Gene Ontology annotation, biological process: intracellular signal transduction. The record is from RefSeq and is a predicted model, not a curated record. Lineage: Eukaryota; Metazoa; Arthropoda; Arachnida; Scorpiones; Buthidae.
UUAAAACGUCAUUCCAGAUAAUGGCGACGAUUGUCGAUUUCUCUCCAUUUCCAUUUCAAACCGGUAUUCUCCACACUUAUCUUAUUUUAUUCAAAUUGGCUGUUUGCUUUAUUACGAGUCCACAUUUAAAAAUUAUUAAAUUUAAAGAAAUAAAAACAAUUGGAAAAAUCUAAAGUAUUUGUUUAUCGAGGUCAAAGUGCAGGUUUGUUUACUAAUAGCCAUGAUUCGUCAGAGAGAUUUUAUUGUCUACCAGUCAACUUUUCUUUGCUAUUUCGGUACUUGUCUGUGACGUUUCGAUAUAAACAAUGGAAACAAUUAUUUCGUAAUUGUCACGUGUUUUAUUCACCAACAUCUGUUUGAUGUGAUAGGAGCUAAUAGCAUUUGAGAAACUGACACAUCGAACCGCGUGUGUUUUCUAUUUUACUCGGCAAAAAUAUUGAAAUUAAGAAGUCAUACUGGAUCGAUUUGCACCUCUUCUCCUUCAAAUUCACCAUGUGCUAGAAUUUGUACUUAAGGUAUUCAGAAACAUGGGCACGAAUCGAUCGUGUUUGACUUCGAUGCCUCAUGAAGUUCGAGAAUUACAUAUUGCAGUUAUGAGAAAUGAUAUGCACAUGGUGCAACAACUGGUCAAUUCUGGAAUUGACAUGAAUUAUCCCUGGCAGAGUGCUGAACCUCCUAGCGUUAAAGAUGGAAGUACUCCCCUUUGUGAAGCAGUAUCGUUAAAUCAUCGUCGCAUUGUGGAGAUUCUGUUACAAGCUGGAGCAUCUGUCAAUAAACCAGAUAGUUUUGGAUGUACUCCUCUUCAUAAAGCUGCUUAUCAUGGAAGAGCAUUGUUGUCUGAAUUACUUAUUUCAGCAGGUGCUGAUAUUCAUAUGAGAGAUCAUAACUUCAAUACACCUCUGCAUAUUUGUGUUCAGAACUCUCCUGUUCAUAAUAGUACUGAAACUGUAAAGGUAUUAAUUCGUGCUAAUGCUAGAGUAAAUGAACCAAAUAGAUUUGGAAAAAUAGCCCUCCAUUAUGCAGCAUUUUGGGGUUUAGGAGAUAUAACAGAAGUUCUUAUUAAGGCAAAUUCUGAGAUUGACAAUGUUGACUUAAAAUGGAAGACACCACUCCAUUGUUGCAUUCGUGCUAUAAAUGUUCUACAUCGCAGAAGAGAAGUAUUUCAACAACAUUUACCUGCUAUUAAGGUUUUAAUUAUGAAUGGAUGCGAUUCGUUGAAUCUAGCUUCAUGGCUCAGAUUACAUCAGAUAAUUACAGCCAAUAAUCCGAUGGAUAUUGAUUUUUACAAUUGGUAUAUUGCCUCUCAGCCGGAAUGUCUUAAACAACUUUGUCGUGAAGCAAUACAGAAGCAUUUACAUUAUUACGAUGAUAAUGCUGCAAAAAUUCGUGCACUUCCUCUACCUAAAAUACUGACUGAUUAUUUAACUCGCAAAGUAUUAUGAUGCAUAAUUAUAAGGAGAAUAUCAGACCAUCUGUGUUUUUACAUAUAAAAAAAACUUCAAAUUAUAUUGUAUAUUUGAAUGAUUUUGUUUUAUAUAUAUAUAUGUAUCUAAAUGUAAUUAUUUAUUGUU